CAUCAAUCAUGAGCUCAUGCGGCGCAUUCACUCUGCUCACAACCAACAUAUACCCCAUUCGAGAUCCAUCCCCUGACAGACAGUAAUGGCGUAUAGAAUACCUCUACUAGGUCGGCUUUCCUUUCGUGAAUAUUUUGUUCUGGUGGCCGGCCUACUUUUCGUUGUCCUCGAGGGCUUCAUCCAUAUAAUCAUCCUCUUGCUCCCCAAAUUCGUCAUCAACUUCUGUUACCAACGCUCUCGCUCCCUCUUCCACCGCAUCGCUGGUCCGCCCAAGUCAAAAUCAGCUCAGCGUCUUCUCGCGGAUCGCAUACGAGAAGCCCGUGACUUUGCUGAAUUAUGCUCCAUCUACGGCUACACUCACGAAGAGCACGUUGUGUUAACCAAGGACGGGUACUUGCUGGGCUGCAUCGACUACCUUCGAAAAAAGGUCAACAAAAGGGGAAACAAGUACUCGAAAAAGUCAAUACACAAUGGCCCGAAUUCUACCAAAUUUUGGGACUACAGCAUGGAUGACUUUGCGUGGCACGAUAUCCCUGAUUCCAUCAACUAUAUUCUAGACUGCACCAAGGCAAAGACCUUGAGCUACAUAGGUUUCAGUCAGGGCACAGCUCAAGCGUUCGCUGCUUUGAGCAUCCACCCCAAUCUGAAUGAGAAAGUGAACGUCUUCGUCGCAUUGGCUCCAGCUAUGAGUCCUGCCGGUCUCGCCGCUUCGAUCGUGGAUAGUUUGAUGAAGUCCUCGCCAACCCUUCUCUAUCUGUUUUUCGGACGGAAAUCGAUCCUGCCGUCCACCGUAAUGUGGCAAUCCAUUCUCUACCCUCCGAUUUACACCAAAGUCAUCGACACUUCUCUCCGGUGGCUUUUUGCGUGGCGCAGUGACAAUAUCUCUACUCAGCAGAAGCUCGCUGCGUACGCUCACCUCUACUCCUUCGCAUCGGUCAAAUCUGUGGUGCACUGGUUCCAGAUCAUGCGCAACGGGCAGUUCCAGAUGUUCGACGACGAAGUGCAAUCGCCAGUCAUGCGGACUUCUGUGAGCAGCUAUCGACCGGCACGCUUCCCGACGCGAAACAUCGUCACGCCGAUUGUGCUGUGUUACGGCGAUUGUGACAGCCUGGUGGACAUUGACGUCAUGGUUUCCCAGUUGCCAGGUCACACCGUUUGUCGACGAAUGGAGGGCUACGAACAUCUCGACAUUCUCUGGGGAAAAGACAUUGACAUCGACGUCAUUCCGGAGGUCCUAGAUGCGUUGAAGCAGCACUGCGAGAAUCCUGAGAUGCUGCUUGUCAACGGAAGUUCGGUACGCGAGAAGAAAGUGGUCAUGUCAGACUGA
Messenger RNA from Mycena citricolor, 1327 nucleotides. The record is from the annotation of a GenBank genome assembly. Lineage: Eukaryota; Fungi; Basidiomycota; Agaricomycetes; Agaricales; Mycenaceae.